AUUAUCAAACAGCAAUGAAGAAAUUCCCACUUGUGGCUCAAACUUUACUUUUCUGGAUUUUCUUCAUCAUACUAAUGAUUGGAAGACGGCUUGAUGCAUCGACUCGCUGGGAUCACAUGAGAUUUAAUGCAGAAGAUACUCACAGACCAGUCGGCAGUUCAACGCACCAGGAGGAAAAAACUGAAGAAGCACUUGGUAUGGAGUUAUACCCUACAGGAUCCAGCCUCCCAGACUGUUCCCAUGCAUGUGGACCAUGUUUUCCGUGCAAAAGGGUGAUGGUGAGCUUCAAAUGCUCUGUUGCAGAGUCAUGUCCCACUGUCUACAGAUGCAUGUGUAAAGGGAAAUAUUAUCACGUACCCUCCAAUUGAGCAUAAAUUCAAUCUGGAGGAGUAUGCAGCAAAGAACAAAGCAAUUAAUGAUU
Cucurbita maxima (winter squash) is the source of this 421-nucleotide messenger RNA. RefSeq names its product protein EPIDERMAL PATTERNING FACTOR 2-like. Lineage: Eukaryota; Viridiplantae; Streptophyta; Magnoliopsida; Cucurbitales; Cucurbitaceae. The transcript has 3 exons. Bases 15 to 368 code for a protein of 117 amino acids. The record is from RefSeq and is a predicted model, not a curated record. Gene Ontology annotation, biological process: stomatal complex development; guard cell differentiation.